Gasterosteus aculeatus aculeatus (three-spined stickleback) is the source of this 1789-nucleotide messenger RNA. RefSeq names its product radial spoke head component 9 (gene rsph9). Gene Ontology annotation, biological process: axoneme assembly; motile cilium assembly; cilium movement involved in cell motility. Gene Ontology annotation, cellular component: radial spoke; axoneme. NCBI's taxonomy places the organism in Eukaryota, Metazoa, Chordata, Actinopteri, Perciformes, Gasterosteidae. The record is from RefSeq and is a predicted model, not a curated record.
GGAGGAUCAAACGGGAAGGUUCCAUUUAAAGUGACGUUUAGCAUUCUGUAGUGCCCCGUAGGUUGUGUGUCUGCGCUUGUUUCAUGAGACAUUUGACUUAUCGCAGUAGGACGGUAAUUUACCUGUUUUCAUAAUUUAACUGGUGUCUAUAUAACUUUAUAAUAGGAGAUAAGAAAUUGAGGCAACAAAUGAGAAAUGAAUGAGGAGCCAAUUGAUAGUUAAUGAUUUAAUCCUAAUCCCCUUUUAUGGAGUGAUUACUUUUAUUAAUAAGGACGACUUGAUAAUGGAUGACUCGUUGAAUGGAUAUUAGCUCCUGCUGGGGGGGCAAAUGAAGGGUAAUUAUGAUUUAUUGGAGAACAGACUGGGAGAUCCUAAUAUAAAUGAAUCAUUAAUCAAGCUAAUUAAUAGUUUUGGGAGACUGCAGAGAUGAGAUAUUGUGUUAUUGUGAUUUAUCAUAAAAGCGACACGUGUUUUUCCCCCUAAAGGAACUUUGUUUACACCGGAGCCGCGCGUUGUCACCGUUACGCGUUUGUUCUUUCCGGUGCAGACUGAAUAGACACGUGACUCGGACUCGCUCGCACGCAUGCGCUAGAAAAGGGGCGUGACGUCAUACCAGACUCCCGCGCGCUCUGCUUCGUAUAAACACGACCGGAAAUCACACGUCAAACAUCUUCGUUUCGUUGCUGUUUUAGAUGUGAUAUUUACACGCUUGGGGAAAGAAAAAAAAAAAAAAGAUUAAGGAAAUAAAUAAAUACAAACAGCCCGCGCGUUGCCAUGGCAACCGGCGUUUGUUGUCAUUAGAAACCACCGCCCGCGUGCGGACCUGAAGGCUUCGGUUAGCUCAAACACACCGGACAUCGUUAAGAUCUACUAAUAUUAAUACAACAGAAGGCCCACGAUGGACUGCAGCUCGUCGUGCUGCUCUCUGGACCUGGUGGCCGGUAACGGGUGCACGCUGAGCGUGGAGCACAGAGCCGCCCUGCAGACCUCCAUGGUGCUGCUGAAGAAGAACUACAAGUUCCAGCGAGUUCUGCUCUGGGGCAAAAUAUUCGGAUUGAAUAGGGACUAUUUCAUCGCCCAGGGCAGAGGAGAAGAUGAGAUGCUGGAUAAAAAGAAUCUCUACAGCUUCAACUGCAUGGACUGGUUCCUGCUCCCCAGCGCCACCGACUCCAUGGUCGAAGACGCGGCCAUAGCUGCGAAGAGACGCUUCAUCGGAGACCCGUCCUUCGUGUACGAGCGCCUGGAGAUGAGCGAAGGACAGGGUGGUGCCGCGGAGGGUGAAGCCACAGUCAGCGAGGAGCGCCGGCUCGCGGCCACGGUGCAUCAGAUCGACGAGGACGCGUCCGUGGUGCCGCGCGGCGCCUUCGUCAAGAGUCCACGCGGCCUCGUCCACGUCAACCGCAGCUUCGCUGGUUUGUCUCACUCAGAAGCAAAGAAGCUCGACAGCUUCCGUCACUUUAGAAAAGCGAAGAAUCCGAAUAAGAAAAGCAUCGAGGAAAUGGGGGAUUUGAGUCCAGCUAUCGACUUCCUGGAUACGCUGAGUGACGACAUCCCUGAAGGAUCAUGGAGUCUUCAGCGGGAAUGCGCCGGUAACGUGUGCGUGCUGCGCAGCCUGCUGUGGCUCGGACUGACCUUCUACCAUCUGCCGAUGACGCCGCAGCACGGAUACAUCUACAUCGGCGAUGGGACCAAGAACCUGAACCUUCCCUUCAUGCUGUGAAAAGGAAACAUUUACGCAUACGCAUUUCUGUUCAGAUGAAGCCUCGUAAUUAAAUCUACGUUCACAUUU